This is a messenger RNA of Symbiodinium sp. CCMP2456, 2314 nucleotides long. Lineage: Eukaryota; Dinophyceae; Suessiales; Symbiodiniaceae. The record is from the annotation of a GenBank genome assembly.
GCGGAAAGCUGAGCUGAUGCUGAUGGCGCUACCAAAUACGUACUCGAAGGAGAAGUGGGGUGCAAAGCUAAUGGAGCUACUGUCUGGGGAAGCAGAGGAGGUCUGCGAGACCAUACCAGUAGAGAAGCUCAUCAAAGAAGGUGGGCAUGAGCUGGUCCUGAAGGCCCUAGACGAUAAGUACCAAGAGCUGGAGAAAGAUGCGCUUCAUAAGCACUUAACUGAGUACUUCUAUGGCGUGAGCAUCAAGGGCGGCGAGACGUACCGGAACCUGAUGGUGCGACUGGAAACGAGUUACCGAAGGCUCCAGGAGCACAAAGUCGAACUUCCAGAAGAAGUGAGAGGAUGGUUUCUGCUGCGCAAGUUGGGAGUUGAAGCCACGGCCGAAGCGAUGAUCCUGACUCAUACGAAGGGAUCUUUGAAAUAUCCAGAAGUUAGCAAGGCUGUGCAGGACAUCUUCCCACAAGGGUUUGCCAAGAACACGUCGAGCAAGGUCAAGGAAGUCUUCGAGGUGGACAACGACACCGAGGCGGCUACCACGACGGAAGAGGACGACGUGAACGAGGUGUACCAGGCGGUGGCAGAUCAAGUGCAGAACAACCCGGAGUAUGAUGACGAGGACGCACUUGACGUCUUUGAGACUUACAAGGAAGUGCGGAAGCAGGUUCAGCAACGUAAAUUGGGUCGCGGCUACAAGCCGUACGGCCAACGACCGGAGUGGACGUUGACUGGAACAGUGAAAGGGCGCAUCGAGCAAUUGAAGAUGAAGACGAAGUGCCAUGGCUGUGGCGAGCGAGGACACUGGAAGAAAGAGUGCCCAAAAAGGAAGUCCGCAGGCAGUGGCACAGUCAAGGAAGCGAUGGUCGCUGACGAGUUCCAGGACACGGCGAAGAGCCUCGAGCAGGAGUUUUUCUUAGAUGAGGAGAACAUCGACCAGCUGGAGGUGUUCCUAGCCGAACAAGAUGGCCAACUCGACGUGGUGGUGGCCUCAAAGGGCGAAAGCUUGAACGAUGAUGGAGAAGUGAGGGGGGACUUUGAGCAAGGGCUCAUGAAGUUUUUUUCCAUGGCGCAUGACUCAGACGCCAAGUCGAGCGAGGCAUACAUGGCUGAUCUCGCGAGUCACGGGGUUCCAGACACUGCUUGCAGGAGGACUCUGAUAGGUGAGUCGGUGUUAAGUAAGAUGUCUGAUGUGCUUUCUGAGUCAGGGCUGAGGGUUCGUGAGAUUGACGAGGAGCAUGAGUUUCGUUUCGGUAAUGCUGGGGUGCUUCGUACCACGAAAACAGCCUUGAUUCCGAUCAGUUUGGGCGGCAAGCGGCUAGCAAUUAAGGCAGCCGUGUUGCCACAAUCUGGUGCACAGACGCCACUGCUUCUCUCUAAAGAACUUAUGAGAGGGUUGAAGGCUAAGAUAGAUUUGGAGAAUGAUCGGUUGGUGGUUGGUAAGUAUGGGGUUGUGAUACCUUUGAAAGAGACUGAUCGGGGCCACUAUGCACUACCGCUUUUCGAGGGCUUCAAGAAGCACAAGGACCAAGAGGGCGUGAGCACGACCGUUUCUACGAAGCAUGCACAGACGCUUGAGGUGAAUGCCGUGGAGAACAAGAGUGUUCAAGCCUUCCGUUCCUUAGAGGACGACGUGCCGAUGAUCUCCGAGCUCGUCGUGAAGACGCCCCUGGUGGAGAGGCUUGUGGCCGACCUAGCGCCACAGCUACAGGGAGGAACGGAGUCAGCGACGCUGGCUGCGACGAUCUUAGACGCAGCGUCAGAUCACAGCGACGACGAGCCAGAAGGGCUCGUCAGCGGGCUCUCAGGCGAUCUGGUGCUGAAUGUGGGGAAGUACGAGAAGCUGAAGAUGGCAAUGAAGUUCAGCACAGCGUACUGCAGCGACAAGAAGUACAUCGCCUGGGUCAGGAAGUUCAUAAAGGACAAGGAGUCGAAGUCAGGAAAGUCGGAAAACCAUCCGACAAUGGGGCUCUUUCGUCUCUACAUCGAGCUUCGCGAUCAGGUGAAGAGCCGCCGCAUUCGGACAUCAGCGGCACCGAGGCGCAGUCCUAUGGCGGGCUAUGCAAGCAGCAGUCAGGCGCCACUGAUGCCGACGACCGGGCCAAUGUCAAAGGCCAAAAGCAAGAGCCGAUCGGCACCGACACCAGCAACGUCACAGCACGAGUGGUCGACGGCAAUGCCGCAGAGCGAGUGGUUGGUGAUGCCGAGUGCCGAGCCGGAGCCAGUGGAUGCAGCCCAGGCACGGCGCAUGAAGAUUCAGCAGAAGAUCGAGGCACUCACCCACGAGCUCGAGGCCUUGGACGAGCUAGCGGACCUGUGA